AAACCGCAAAUAUCAGAAACAGAUGACUUAUCAAGUCAAAGCUUGUCAGGGAACGGAGUUUGAAAAGGUUGCUCUCCCAACUCCAUUUGGAAUAGUCUUUCGUCACUCUAGUCAGUUGCCCGAAAAUAUUGCUAGUCUUAACUUAGUCAGUGGUGGAAGUGCGACUAGUACGGGAUACUUUACUGAAGAGAGGUUCGAAGAGCUGGUAAGUCUGAUUCGUACCAGAGGAAGUGGCACUGUGGUCGUUCCAAACAGCGCUAAAACACCUUUGAACCCUUCAGACUUUAAGAGAAGAGCAGAAGCUUCAAAAUCCAUCUUUCCUGGAACACCAAGUCUCUCGCGAGAAAAAUAUUCAGAUAUGAUGGCUUCAUUGGGUUAUCAAGUAUUCCGAGAUGAUUCUCAAAUUUCGUCUCCUUCAACAAGAGAAAAAUUGUCAAUUUUACAACAACUUAUCUUUUUUCCUGAAUCUCUUAAGAUUCCUUUCUUUUUGGAAUGCAUACGCCUAGAUGGUCCUUGUGAAAGAGAUGAGUUGCUUCGAAGCCAAUCUGUAUAUUCUCUGGCUAUAUUUAUAAAACAGGGUGUCUGUAAUAUGGAGUGCGCAGAGGCGAUUCUUUACGCGCUGAACAGUGAUCCAGACUCUACUGUCAGAGCAUCAGCAGCGUCUGCAUUAGGAUUCAUAGGACAGAAGAGCAAUGUACAAGCUCUGAUUCACAGCACUCUGGAGGAUGGAGAUUGGCUAGUAAAAAUGACUUGCAUUAACUCAUUAGGAGAGCUGAAAGAUAGUCGUGCCAUUCCCGUUCUAUUAGCUCUUCUAAAAAAGUUUUCCCCGAGUGUUCCAAAUCGAGAUUCUUUUAUAAUUCAAAGUUUAAUAGGAUCUUUAGCGGAGCUCAAUGCUGUUGAGGCGGUGCCAUAUCUGAUACAAUUCAAAGAAAGUCCUGAAGAAAUGCUUCGCUUUCAGUUAGCAGAAUCUCUUCGAUUUUUCAAGAAUAGUCAACAAGCUAUCGAAGCAUUGCAAAGCCUUACAGAAGACAAGUCAUCACGAGUUUCUCAUCAAGCAUUGAUAUCCCUGAAUUUCAUUCAAGAGAUGUCAUAAGGAGACUCUUUCGUUUCAUUCAUUUUUCUAAAAAAUGUUUGAAGCUCGUCGUUAUUUCGAAUGGGGAACAUUUUUCUUGCGAAAGUUGAUAAAACACAAAAGUAAAAUUGUCCAAAAGUACUGAUAGACGUUAAAUUCACCAUCGAAUUUCGUUUCACUUUCGACACUACAAAAAUCUUUCAGGAAAGCUCAUUUAUUAGUUCAAAGGGAGCAAGAAACGAAAUGGAUAAGUAACACAACCGUUCUCCACAUUCCUUUGAAACAUCUUUUUAAUAUCUUCAAGACCACGUCGUAUACAUGGAUAGAAAAAGAAUCUGGCUAAUCAGUGAUAUAGUUUUUCUACUGACAACAAACUGAGCCAAUAGAUUCCUUCUGAAAAUCUGGAAGUUUUCAAGAGACGAGAAUAAAGUAUUCUAUUCAAAACGUCCUGUACUCAUGCAUUUUUCUAUACUCCCGCCAGAAGAAUAUUAAAAGAUUAUCAAGACAACAGACAAAGAUAUCUCAGAGAAAGAGACAGUAAAGCUUGGAGCAAGUAUAAGCGAUAUCAUAACAUACGUUCCUAGUGCUAUAAUUAGACAGACCUUAGUAGACU
Galdieria sulphuraria is the source of this 1685-nucleotide messenger RNA. RefSeq lists its product as uncharacterized. The coding region runs from base 23 to 1093 and encodes 356 amino acids. The record is from RefSeq and is a predicted model, not a curated record. NCBI's taxonomy places the organism in Eukaryota, Rhodophyta, Bangiophyceae, Galdieriales, Galdieriaceae. The transcript has a single exon. Gene Ontology annotation, molecular function: oxidoreductase activity.